Messenger RNA from Periophthalmus magnuspinnatus, 2170 nucleotides. It is a transcript of the gene il7r, whose product is annotated as interleukin 7 receptor. Lineage: Eukaryota; Metazoa; Chordata; Actinopteri; Gobiiformes; Gobiidae. Gene Ontology annotation, molecular function: cytokine receptor activity; protein binding. The transcript is spliced from 8 exons. Bases 347 to 1597 code for a protein of 416 amino acids. Gene Ontology annotation, biological process: positive regulation of receptor signaling pathway via JAK-STAT; cytokine-mediated signaling pathway; hemopoiesis. Gene Ontology annotation, cellular component: external side of plasma membrane; membrane. The record is from RefSeq and is a predicted model, not a curated record.
UAUAAAGGUACAAACAACACAUUUUUGUUUCAACAAUUAGGAACCCAGGGGGACUACACAUGCCCAGACAUAGCAUGAGCCUUACUGCACCUGACCACCUGACCACCUCAUGUAUUUAGGACAGAUUAUCGGGAAUGCAAAGCUUGUACCCCAUGCAGCCCUCUUCUUGUCAAAACAAAACACUUCAACACAGCACUACCGCAUAUAUUCUGAACAUCCUGUGAGUAUCUGGCUUCCUGUAUAAGUGAGUGUGAGUCUUGGCUCCGCCCAUCUUCCCUGUGAGUGGUUCAAAAGCCCCGAGUACCGAGAGGCAGACGGAGCACAGGUGAAGCAGAGACACAGAAACAUGCUGCUACUCUGGACUGUGAUGCUGUCAGCCAGGGCCGGGGCCCAGAGCGGGGAGCCAGACUCAAGCAUGGUGCCCACAGUGUACUGCUGGUCCCACAUCAGUCUGUUUGAAGGGAGUAAUAUAACCUGUCAGCUCGUCCCCAGCGGCUUAAAUUUGGAUGAUGAGGAUGAGGAUGACGAGAUUGAGAAUAUAACUGCUUGUUGUUGUAAGUUGGACACCGUAAAAAAGUGUGUGGGAGAAUUUGGAGAGACUGUGAGCUCCAAAGACCUGAAUCCUAUUUCCCCCAUCACUCUGACAGCUCAGUCGAAACAAGGCCACCGCAUUAAAACAGAACUUGACCUCAGAAAAAUAAUCAAACCAAAAAGUCCACAGGUGUAUAACCUGACCCUGAACCAGGACCAAGUUCUUUUUUAUGUCCAAAUCCCAUAUCAGCGUGACUACCUGACAGUGGAGAACCAGCGCUUUCAGAUUCAGCUCUGGAGUGAAAAGACCAACCUGACUAAGAACAUGUCAUCGGCCACAAUGAGUAUCGGCUUGAACCACCUGACCAGUGGCACUCUGUAUCAUGCAAAAGUGCGGGCUGUACCAUGGGUUUACUUUGAGGGCACAUGGAGCGACUGGAGCCAAGCCGUCACCUUCACAACACCCAAAUCAGGUGAUACUUCAGAAAAACCUUAUGUCCAUAUGUGGAGCAUUAUUCCUGCUUUUAUAGUGGUAGUGAGUGGAGUGUUCAUGUGGAAAAAUAAAAUACUGACUUACAUGUGGCCAAGCAUACCACAUCCAAAAACAACUUUUGUGCAAAUAUCUACAUAUUUGCCAAAUAAUGGCCUUUUACUGAAUUACAACCCCGAGGAGUUCAGUUCCCUAAAAGUCCACUCCAGCAUGAUCCCGCCAACUGAACCGUCCUGCCAAGUGACAGAGCCUAUGCUACCUGCUGCUGGGACAGAGGGGAGCCCGUCCUGUCCCACCCCGAGCACAGACGCGUCCCUGAGCAGCAGCAGUGUCCAGACAGAGGAGCUGGAGCUGCUGAGCCAGAGCAGCUCAGAGGGAGAGCCUGACGUCCCAACAGAGGGUCUGCCCGUUCAGAACACAGUCCAACAUGUAGAGGCACCGGAGACUCCCCCAAUGCAGCACAAUAACAUACAACAUGAAAGGGACGAUUCCUAUGUCACCAUGUCCAGUUUCUACCAGAUUAAAACAGCUGAGACAGAUAACAAGACAGUCGGCAUAAACCGGAGUGCAACUUGAUCUCACACACGCACACACACACUCACACCCACUCACACACACACAAGUCACACAGCAGUCAUAUCUUGGGGGAACUUUAAAAUAAAUUUGCAUCACAACAGAAAUCUUUACUUUUUUUUUUUACAGACCAAUGGUCUGGUAAACAUCUAUGAUUUUUAUGUACAGUACAACACACACUCAGGUUUUUUCAUUGACUGAGGAAGCAAUCAAUGGAAACCUAAUUUUUUCUCCAAUCAUACUGAGCUGCUCCAUAUCUGAACUUCUGUUGAGUACUUCCAUUUGUUUUGUAAAAAAAACUGUUUAUCUGUUCUUGAUCUGACACCACAUCACUGUCUGUGGCUGAAGAAAGGAAGGUAAUGCUUCACCAAGCUGCUUUAACUCACACAACCACCACCUCAGAACUACUAAUAAUGAAAAAUAUGCAAUAUACUUUGUAGCACAUGCUUUAUUUACUUAUAAGUAUUUAUAUGUAAGAUGUUUUGUUGUCAUUGUACACAGUGAUGGCAAGGGUUUUAUAAUGAUGAUUUAAAAACAAUAUUGUAAGAACUUUAAAAUAAAGUACACUGAAAAUGU